Folsomia candida is the source of this 2103-nucleotide messenger RNA. RefSeq names its product NEDD8-activating enzyme E1 regulatory subunit (gene APP-BP1). Gene Ontology annotation, molecular function: ubiquitin activating enzyme activity; NEDD8 activating enzyme activity. Gene Ontology annotation, cellular component: nucleus; cytoplasm. NCBI's taxonomy places the organism in Eukaryota, Metazoa, Arthropoda, Collembola, Entomobryomorpha, Isotomidae. Gene Ontology annotation, biological process: DNA damage response; protein ubiquitination; protein neddylation. The transcript has 13 exons. Bases 324 to 2015 code for a protein of 563 amino acids. The record is from RefSeq and is a predicted model, not a curated record.
UAUUAUCCGCUCCCCAGUCCAAACUUAUUACUGCAACAGGUACUUCUAGCUGGAGAAAGCACUAGUAAUCCAAUCUACCAAAUCUACUACAACCAGUUACAACUAAACUCAACUAAACAACUAACCAAAUCAGUGCCUAUUUAUCAACCAAGUUCUGUGUUCCAAUCCCAUAAAUACAGCUAAGUUGAAAAACAACACAAACUUGUGCUGUCGUUCCAUCCUUUGCUGAUUUGAAGUGACGGAACAUACGGUGAAAAUAUCCGAGAUCAUCAAACAAGACGAAUACCAUAAAUUGAUAAGAAUUAAACAGCCCGAGUAAAAACAUGUUCGGUCUUCUGCCACUGUCAACGAUGAUGGGCUUCAAAAUGAUGGUAUCAGCAUCUCCAUCCCCCAGAUCUCCCGAAAUCACGGAAAAAACCAAGAAAUAUGAUCGUCAAUUGAGACUCUGGGGUGAUCAUGGCCAGUCUCGUUUGGAAAAAAGUCACGUUUGCCUUAUCAAUUCAAGUGCAACGGGGACAGAGAUUCUGAAGUCACUGGUCCUUCCCGGUGUAGGGAGCUUUACAAUAGUGGAUGGAUACAAAGUGACGCAGGAGGACAUUGGAAUCAACUUUUUCUUGGACCAAGACAGUUUGGGAAAAAGUCGAGCUGAGUACACGACAAAAUUACUCCUGGAAUUAAAUACAGACGUAAAUGGAGAAGCAAUUGAAGAACAUCCAGAAAUGUUGCUUAAACAAAAUCCAAACUUUUUUAAUCAUUUCUCCGUCGUUAUCGGAUGUCAACUGGAUGAAAAGACUUUAGUAACAAUUUCACAAGUACUCUGGGAAAGUCAAGUGCCCUUUGUUUAUGUCAAUUGCAUUGGAUUCUUGGGCUGGGUCCGUGUUCAAGUUAAUGAACUUGCAAUUAUUGAAUCGCAUCCUGACAGCACGAUACAAGAUCUGAGACUGGAUGUUCCUUUUCCUGAACUUAUUGCAUACAUGGAUGCACUCACUAUUAACUCUCGCGAAGUUGCUCAGAAGACACCAUGGUUGGUUUUGCUAUUCAAAGCUAUUCAGAAAUUCUCUACCCCAAGCACUGGCGACAGUAUGGAUACAACAGGGUGUCACCCAUGUCAUAUGAAAAGCCAAGAGAAGCAAGAAUUUAAAAAGUAUUUAAAGCAAUAUUUAUGCGAAGUUGGAUUAAAGGAUACUGAUGAGGAAUUUGACGAGGUUGUGAAAGCAGCCAACAGUGCCCUCAGUCCGAGCAUGAUUAAUUCUAACGUUCAAGCAUUGUUGGAUGAUCCAAAGUCGACCAAACCAGAGAAAACAAAAUUUUGGGUCAUGUGCGGCGCACUUCGAGAAUUUGUUGCCAACAAUGGUCAGCUGCCAGUUCGGGGAGUACUGCCAGAUAUGAUGGCAGAUUCAGACAGAUAUAUCAACUUGCAGUCUGUAUACCGAGAAAAAGCGUCCAAGGAUGCAGAGGAUAUACUGGGUAGGAGUCAGCAACUAUUAAAACAAGCUGGAUUACAAGGGCUAACCAUUGUAGAGGAGGAUGUCAAACUAUUUUGCAAAGAAUGUCAAAAUCUCAGACUGAUACGAGGAUAUCCCAUGUAUGAAGAGAUUAAUUCAGUUCCAGUGGAAAUUCUUCAAGAAUUGGCUCAAAAUACGGAAGACUCAGACCAAGAAAUGAUGUACUAUCUUUUGCUAAGAGGUCUUUUGCGAUUUCAAGGCGAUUAUCAUACGUAUCCUGGUCUACUCGACAGAGAUGUUGAACCUGAUAUUAAUAGAUUCAAGGGGACGUUUACGAAACUCUUAAACGAUUGGAAUGCUACAAUAUCAGCCAAGGAAGACUGUAUUCAUGAACUUUGUCGAUACGGUGCUUGUGAACUGCCAUCAGUUGCUGCUUUCAUUGGUGGCUGUGCAGCUCAAGAAGUAAUUAAAAUUAUUACCAAGCAAUACGUUCCACUUGAUAAUACAUUUAUUUACAAUGCAAUGCAAUCUACUUCUUCAUCUUUCAAAAUGACCCGUGCAAAUUCAUAAAGACAAAAUAUAUGUAUUCCCUUUUGUAUUUUAUGAGAAAGAGAAGAGUCGUAAAUAAAAAAAAUGGCAUUCAUCAAUCAAUAAAUCA